Molecule: messenger RNA, 3196 nt
Organism: Psammomys obesus (fat sand rat)
Lineage: Eukaryota; Metazoa; Chordata; Mammalia; Rodentia; Muridae
Gene: Epb41l4b
Product: erythrocyte membrane protein band 4.1 like 4B
Exons: 26
Cellular component (GO): cytoskeleton
Molecular function (GO): cytoskeletal protein binding
Source: RefSeq, a predicted model, not a curated record
CGGUUCCUGCGCCGGACCUUUGGCCGCCGCUCCAUGCAGCGCUACGCGCGGGGCGCCGCGGGGCGCGGAGCCGCCGGGCUGGGGGACGAGCGGGACGGGGGUCCGCGAGGGGGCCCGGCCGCCGCCGCCAGCUCCUCGGUGCUGCCCGCCGCGCCCGGGGGCAGCGUGUUCCCGGCCGGCGGCGGGCCCCUGCUCACGGGCGGCGCGGCUGUGCACAUCUCCGCCUGUGGAGCUGCCAGGGCUACCCUCUACUGCCGAGUCUUCCUGCUCGACGGAACCGAAGUGAGCGUGGACCUGCCGAAACAUGCCAAAGGCCAGGAUUUGUUCGAUCAGAUUGUAUACCACCUGGACCUGGUGGAAACAGAUUAUUUUGGUCUGCAGUUCCUCGACUCCGCCCAGGUCACGCACUGGCUGGAUCAUUCAAAACCCAUAAAGAAACAGAUGAAAGUUGGACCUGCCUAUGCUUUGCACUUUCGAGUCAAAUACUAUUCUUCAGAACCAAACAACCUUCGAGAGGAAUUUACAAGGUACCUGUUUGUUUUACAACUCAGGCAUGACAUUCUUUCUGGAAAACUGAAGUGCCCCUAUGAAACGGCUGUGGAACUAGCUGCUCUCUGUCUGCAAGCGGAGCUGGGGGAGUGUGAGCUCCCGGAACACACGCCAGAGCUUGUGUCUGAGUUUCGGUUCAUCCCAAAUCAGACAGAAGCCAUGGAAUUCGAUAUCUUCCAGAGAUGGAAAGAGUACAGGGGAAAGAGCCCUGCCCAGGCGGAACUCUCCUAUCUGAACAAAGCGAAGUGGCUGGAAAUGUAUGGGGUGGACAUGCACGUUGUCAGGGGAAGAGAUGGCUGUGAAUAUUCUCUUGGACUGACCCCGACAGGCAUAUUAAUCUUUGAAGGAGCUAACAAAAUAGGCUUAUUCUUUUGGCCGAAGAUCACCAAAAUGGACUUCAAGAAGAGCAAGCUGACCCUGGUCGUGGUGGAGGACGAUGACCAGGGGCGCGAGCAGGAGCACACCUUCGUGUUCAGGCUAGACAGUGCACGCACCUGCAAGCACUUGUGGAAGUGCGCUGUGGAGCAUCACGCCUUCUUCCGCCUGCGCACACCCAGCAACAGCAGGUCCACCAGGUCCGACUUCAUCCGGCUGGGUUCCCGAUUCCGGUUCAGCGGGAGGACAGAAUAUCAAGCAACACACAGCUCCAGACUGCGCAGAACCAGCACCUUUGAGAGGAAGCCUAGCAAACGUUACCCAUCCCGGAGGCACUCCACGUUCAAAGCAAGCAACCCAGUGAUUGCUGCUCAGCUCUGCUCUAAAGCAAACCCCGAAGUCCAUAAUUACCAGCCUCAGUACCAUCCUAACGUCCACCCCAGCCAGCCCCGGUGGCGCCCUCACUCUCCAAAUGUCAGCUACCCGCUCCCCUCCCCAGUGCUCAGCCCCACAGAACGACUGCCUUUUGGCCUUGAGGAGAAUGGGGGCACACCCUUCGCCUCCAAGACUUCGGGAAGGCGCCACCCGCACCAGCACCACUCCAACUAUGGCCUUUCUCUGACCCUGGAGAAUAAGGAGGGGCCGCUGAGGUCCCCGAACUCCAGCAAAGCCCUUACCAAGCUGAGCCCGGGAGCAACCGCCCUGUACAGCGAAGCAGCUGCCCACCUGAAGAAGCUGGAGCUGGACACUGUGAAGGCCGCGGGACCCUGGCCUGCCCUCCACAUCAACAUAAACAAGGCUGAGGAAAAGAAAGUUUCGGAGAAGACCCUUCAGACUCCACUGCUGCCUUCGCCAGCGGCAGAUCACGUGAAGUGUAACAUUUUGAAAGCGCAGCUGGAGAAUGCCUCUCGGGUGAAUGCCCAGAUUGCAAAAGAAGAGCCCUCGCUUGUAAAUAUCAAUAAGAAAUCGAGUCUUCAGGACACUAAUGUCAGAAGCCCCAUUCCUAUACGUGUGGAAACUGCCCAGCCAGCUGUGGAGAAACCAGAAAUCAAGCCUCCCCGAGUGAGGAGGUUAACGAGACAAUACAGCUUCGAUGAAGACGACCUCCCUCCAGACCUGGCUGAGGCAGUGGGAGCCACCACAGCCACAACCACCAACACCACCAUGUCUGCCACUCAAGUCUCAGUGCCACUGGCGUCCCCCAAAAUCCAGAAAGUCAGCUCACCUCAGAAGUCAGAAGUCAAGAGCCCACUGUCCCCGGGGACGAAGAGCCCCUCUGACCAUGGAGGCACAUUUACCUUGGGACCAGGCGACCUGCUGAUGGACUUCACAGAGGCCACUCCUCUGGCAGAGCCCGCCAGCAGCCCCCACUGUGCCCACUCUCGCUGCUCUCCUCCACUCUCUCUCCCCAUGAAGGAAGAGACCACUGGAGUUUGCAUGUACCCUCCAAUCAAAACGAGGCUGAUAAAAACGUUCCCAGCAGAACCAGUGAUGAACCCAUUUCCUGAUCCCUUUACCACAGGGCCACAGUUCACUGCAGACUUUAGAGAGAACAAAUUACAGUGCUGUCCUGGCCAGUCUUCUCCUCUGAUUCCAACAGUGACGCUGCGGCCACUGACUGAGACCGUGUCCACAGUACAGACCAUCUACACCUCCCGGAAGCCCGUCUCUCUGGCAGCCAGUGCAGAGACACUCCGGCAGGAACUGGAAAGAGAGAAGAUGAUGAAAAGAUUAUUGAUGACCGAACUGUGAAACUCCGCCCUUGCUGCCUGGAGAUGGCAUGGUGCCUUCGUCCACUUCCUUUCUCGGGCUCGGCGUGCUCGUUGCGGCACGACAUACAGAUGUGUGCUCUCUUCGCCCAGGUCUCCAGGGUUAGCGGAAGCCAGCUUCCGGCUUGACUUCGGAAAAGUUAAUUUAUGUCUCCUGAGCAUGAGAGGUUUUUCUACUGUUCAGUGCAGUGGAGACAGGGUUUGGUAGGAAGUUUCUAGAAGAAAGGGGAUUCCUGUUGAGAGGUACCUGUGUGUAUUUGUUCCUAACCCCAGGGGCUAACGCAGCACAGAAUCCUCCGCUUACACUCUCAACUAUGUGACUUUUUUAUGAUUGAAACUUGCACCAAGCUUUGGCUGUUUGUUAAAUGGGUCAUUUUUAUGAGAGAAUAUUCUUUACUGCUGUUUUGUUUCCCAUUUACACUGAUAAAUACACAGACUUAUAAAAUUAUUUAUUUUUAUUCAGAUGUGAAUAGAUGAAUGGAAAAAAAAGUUACAUAUUACAU